Messenger RNA from Funneliformis geosporum, 468 nucleotides. The record is from the annotation of a GenBank genome assembly. Lineage: Eukaryota; Fungi; Glomeromycota; Glomeromycetes; Glomerales; Glomeraceae.
AUGUCUUCAAAAAAUAAUAAUAAAAAAAAGAAAGUGGUUACUCGACAAAUGCCUGCCCAAGCAACUGCCCAAGCAACUCUAGUUACUCCCAUUUCUCCUUUUACGGAUUUUACUAAUUUUCAAAUAUUUUUGCAACAACAACAACUACACAAUUCUUUUAUGAACUCUCUAACCUUAAACAAAGCAAAUACCGAACAUGAAGAAAUAUCUCUUUUAAGAUCUCCUAUUUAUACAAAUAACAGUCAAGAAAAUUCAUUACCUAUUAUAUUAGAAUCUACUUCCAACACGUCUCCUAUUGCUUCUGGUAAUUUAGAUAAAACAUCUUCCAUUAUUUCUGACACAUUAGAUAAUAAAACAUCUUCCAAUGAUCUUAAUACGUUAAAUAAAUCAACAAAUAGAUGGACAAAAGCAGAAACUCGAAUGCUUAUUGAAGAAGUAGGAAUAAACAACCAGCAUUACAGCGAGUAA